AUGGUGGAAGUCCUGUCAUCUGCCAAGUCUGCCAGUCUGUCUGCCACCUCACCCGCCUGCUACCAGUCAAGUCCGUGUGAGGUGGCAAACUUCCUGCCUGUGAGUUCCUGGCUACUACCUGCACAGACAUCGGGACUGAUCCUAGACACUCUUUCCCCACUGUGCUCCAGUGCCAGCUGUCUCACCAUCAGCGGCCCUCGAGCUAUAUGGAAGGCCUUCCUCUACACGUCAGGCUCACCCACCAGGUUUAGCUUUGAGGUUUUACAGCAGUUCCAAGCCUUGAGGUUUGCUGUGGAAGAGAUAAAUAGAAGCUUGGACCUACUGCCCAACACCUCCCUGGGAUUCCAGGUCUAUGACUCUUGUGCAGGAUUACAUGAGGAGAUUGAUGGGACCCAAAAGCUGUUGACAGGAAGCGAAAGCGGGAUCCCCAAUUAUUCCUGCCAGGAGCGUUCACCAGUGGUUGCCAUCAUUGGGCAUUCUGUCUCCUCUUACUCCAUACAGAUGGCCCAUGUUCUUGGACUUUACAAAUAUCCACAGAUCAGUCAUUAUUCAACCAGCUCAAUCCUGAGUGACCGGGUGGAGUUUCCUUCUUUCUUCAGAACAGUUCCAAAUGACCAAUUCCAAUCUGAGGGUCUGGCUCAGUUGGUGUUGCAUUUUGGUUGGACUUGGGUUGGAUUAGUGGCUUUGAAUGAAGACUAUGGCCAACAGGGAAUCCAGGUCAUUCGUCAAGAGCUUCUUAAAGCUGGUGCAUGUGUGGAAUUUGUGGAAUACUUGAUGAUUGAUCGUCAGGAUAAAAAUGCCCCUCACAUUAUCAAGGUCAUUAAAGAAUCCACAGCCAAGGUUGUCCUAAUCUUUUCCACUGACCCUGAAAUGGUCCCUCUUCUAGAUGAGAUGUUGGUACAGAAUGUUACUGGAAAGAUCUUUGUGGCCAGUGAAGCUUGGUCUACCUCAAAUAUGUUAUCACAUAGAAAAUACUCUUCGUUACUUUGUGGAUCCAUUGGGUUUUCUUUUCAUAGCUCUGUCAUCCCAAAUUUUAAACACUUUCUUAACAGUAUUCAGCCUUUUUCUGGUCCAGGGAAAGAAUGGGCCAAAAUCUUGUGGGAGAGUACCUUUGACUGUCAAAUAUAUGAUCGUGAAAUGAGUGGAGAAUCUCUGAGAAAUGUUACCAAAGUUUGCACAGGAGAGGAAGAUCUAGAUAGCAUACAGAACAGGUACAAUGAUGUGUCCAGUUUAAGAGGGGCUUAUAAUCUUUAUCAAGCAAUUUAUGUUAUAGCCAAAGCCUUACAUGACUUGCACGUGUGUAAAGAUGGAGAAGGACCUUUCUAUAAUGGGGGCUGUUCUACUCUUCAGUUGUUGAAGCCUUGGCAGCUCUCUCACUAUAUUCAGAAGGUCCAUGUCCGGCUGAGCAAUGGUGGCGAAAUGUUCUUUGAUGAGAAUGGAGACCCACCUGCAAGCUACGACAUUGUCAACUGGAAGAUAAAUGGCUAUGAUAUUAUUGAGCAAGUGAAGGUUGGGAGCUAUGACACAACCCAAACCAAAGAAGAAACUUUCAACACUAACACUAGUGCUGUGAUAUGGCCAUCCGGGAAUGAACUAUUUGAGAUGGGCAUUCCUGUUUUAACAUGCCUGUGCACCAGUCUUCAAAGAAAGGCCCAUAAAGACAUGGAUUCUCAUGAGUGUAUAAAGUGUCCAUGGGAUCAGUGGCCCAAUCUCCAGAAGGACAAGUGUCUGGAUAAAGAAGUAGAAUUUCUUUCCUACGAGGAACCAUUGGGAGCCGCUCUGACUGCCAGCAGUGUUUUCUCCUCCAGCAUCCCAUCUUAUAUAUUAGGACUCUUCUUUCAUCACAGAAAAACUCCCAUAGUACGGGCCAAUAAUUUUUCUCUGAGCAUUCUUCUUCUGGUAUCUCUUUGCCUUUGCUUCCUUUCUUCUUUAGCUUUCAUUGGAUACCCCCAACCUGAGAAAUGUCUUCUUCGCCAGGUUGCUUUUGGAAUGUCCUUUGCCUUCUGUGUCUCUUGUAUCUUGGCAAAGACUGCCAUGGUGGUUUUUGCCUUCAUGGCAACAAAACCAGGCAGUAAGCUUAAGAAACUAACCAGCCCAAGGGUGUCUUUCAUGAUAAUUACCAUGUGUACAUUAUUUCAGUUUGCCUUAUGUGUCCUCUGGGUGAAGUUUGCCCCUCCGUUCCCAGAGAAGAAUGUUCAAACUCGACCUGGGAUUAUCAUUGUUGAAUGUAAUGAGGGCUCCCCUACAGCCUUUUGGUGUAUGCUGGGAUACCUUGGCCUCCUGGCCACUGUAAGUUUUGUAGUUGCCUUCUUGGCCAGGAGGUUGCCUGACAGCUUCAACGAGGCCAAAUUCAUCACAUUCAGUAUGUUGGCUUUCCUCAGCGUCUGGAUAUCCUUCAUCCCAGCAUACCUGAGUGCCAGUGGAAAGUACACUGUUGCCAUGGAGAUCUUUGCCAUCCAAUCAUCCACUUGGGCUUUGGUGAUCUGCAUGUUUGUCCCUAAAAGCUUUAUAUUAUUAUUCCAUCCAAGCAUGAACUCUAAAGACUAUCUGAUGGGAAAGAACAUAGGCUGAACUAUAAUGUAAUCUUUGCUAGUAACAUUAUCAUGAUGUGACAGUUUCAUUUUAUUAAAGUUGCUUUUUCAAGUUGAAUUAAAAUUAACAAAUAUCUGCAUAUGUAACUGGAUAGCAAAUACUCUCCAGUGCUAGUAAUAAUAUUUGGAUUGUUCCUUCAUUGCCCCUACUUUCUACUGGAGCACAUCCAA
Molecule: messenger RNA, 2762 nt
Organism: Rana temporaria (common frog)
Lineage: Eukaryota; Metazoa; Chordata; Amphibia; Anura; Ranidae
Product: extracellular calcium-sensing receptor-like
Exons: 7
Coding region: 1-2571 (856 amino acids)
Biological process (GO): G protein-coupled receptor signaling pathway
Cellular component (GO): membrane
Molecular function (GO): G protein-coupled receptor activity
Source: RefSeq, a predicted model, not a curated record